Molecule: messenger RNA, 1819 nt
Organism: Dermacentor andersoni
Lineage: Eukaryota; Metazoa; Arthropoda; Arachnida; Ixodida; Ixodidae
Source: RefSeq, a predicted model, not a curated record
AUGGGUGACGAGGACGCAGACUCGAGCAGCGGCAAAGGUUCCGACGAAGAGGACCAACCACCAUGCACUGCAGCUGAACUUGCAUCAGCUUUCAGCAGCUUCUCACAACAGGCCCACCUGAAAGAGCACCUGCACACCCACAUAGGCGAGGAACCAUAUCAGUGUCCUUCAUGCUCUCGGAGCUUCUCAGGAAAGUUCAACCUUAUGAGACACCUGCUCACCCACACAGGCGAGAAGCCAUAUCAGUGCUCUUCAUGUUCUCGGAGCUUCUCAGAAAAGGGCAAGGUUAUGCAACACCUGCGCACCCACACAGGCCUCACAAAUGCGAUGAGCCUAGCUGAAAGCAUCAAUGCCAAAAUGGCAUUCCAAGCCCCGUCCAAGGUCGUCGAUCAGGUCGAGGUUGGCAUGCAGUACAGCUUGCCUCUGGCUCACAAGUCUGUCGGGUGCUGCUUCAAAGCAUGGAGCGUGUCGAGGAGCGUGCAGACUACGGAGACUCUGGAUGAGUUAAGCUCCACCUCAGCACCGAGGCCUUCAAUUUCUCAAUCAACUGCCACAUGUGACUACGAGGCUGAUAAACUGUUUCGUCUAGAAGCAUAUGCCAGCAUCCAUACUGGCGAGAAGCCAUUUCAGUGCCCUUCAUGCCCUCGGAGCUUCUCAUACAGAACCAACUUAAAAGUUCACCUGCAAAUCCACACAGCCGAGAAGCCAUAUCAGUGCCCUUCAUGUUCUCGGAGCUUCUCAGAAAAAUGCAAGCUUAUGAAACACCUGCGCACCCACACAGGUGAGAAGCCAUAUCAGUGCCCUUCAUGCUUGCAGAGCUUCUCGGAAAAGGGCAACCUUAUGAAGCACCUACGCACCCACACAGGUGAGAAGCCAUUUCAAUGCCCUUCAUGCCUUCAGAGCUUCUCACAAAAGGCCAGCCUGAAAUACCACCUGCACACUCACACAGGCGAGAAGCCAUAUCAGUGCCCUUCAUGCUCUCAGAGCUUCUCAGGAAAGACCCACCUGAAAGAGCACCUGCGCACCCACACAGGUGAGAAGCCAUUUGAGUGCCCUUCAUGCUCUCAGAGCUUCUCACGAAAGACCUACCUGAAAAUCCACCUGCGCACUCACACAGGCGAGAAGCCAUAUCAAUGCCCUUCAUGUACUCAGAGCUUCUCAGAAAAGUGCAACCUUAUGAGACACCUGCGCACCCACACAGGCGAGAAGCCAUAUCAGUGCGCUUCAUGCUCUCGGAGCUUCUCAGAAAAGGGCAAGCUUAUGAAACACCUGCGCACCCACACAGGUGAGAAGCCAUAUCAGUGCCCUUCAUGCUCGCAGAACUUCUCAGAAAAGGGCAACCUUAUGAAGCACCUACGCACCCACACAGGUGAGAAGCCAUUUCGCUGCCCUUCAUGCCUUCAGAGCUUCUCACAAAAGGCCAGCCUGAAAUCCCACCUACGCACCCACACAGGCGAGAAGCCAUAUCAGUGCCCUUCAUGCUCUCAGAGCUUCUCACGAAAGAACCACCUGAAAGAACACCUGCGCACCCACACAGGUGAAAAGCCAUAUCAGUGCCCUUUAUGCCCUCAGAGCUUCUCAUUGAAGAGUGUCAUGAAGGUACACCAGCGCAUUCAUACAGGUGACCGGCCAUACAGUUGCACUGUAUGCUCCAGGUCCUUUACACAGUCUCAUCACUUGAGCAGACACAAGAGAGCACAGCACCAUGACACACUAGAGUAGGUCAACAACCAUCUUGAACUAGACUGUGAAUUACAAACCUACAGACAUGUAGCAUGUUGCAUUGUGUUCUACUGCAUCAGGUAGCAUAAAUGUCUCC